Messenger RNA from Brassica oleracea var. oleracea, 969 nucleotides. RefSeq names its product very-long-chain (3R)-3-hydroxyacyl-CoA dehydratase PASTICCINO 2-like. Gene Ontology annotation, molecular function: 3-hydroxyacyl-CoA dehydratase activity. Lineage: Eukaryota; Viridiplantae; Streptophyta; Magnoliopsida; Brassicales; Brassicaceae. The transcript is spliced from 8 exons. Gene Ontology annotation, biological process: sphingolipid biosynthetic process; very long-chain fatty acid biosynthetic process; fatty acid elongation. The record is from RefSeq and is a predicted model, not a curated record. The coding region runs from base 96 to 761 and encodes 221 amino acids. Gene Ontology annotation, cellular component: endoplasmic reticulum membrane.
AAUGCUUUUCACUUCCGAUCUCUCCGCCAUAAAGUCUUCAACUCUUUUGCUCUCUUUGGUGAGUCCGAAGAAUCUUUUCUUUCUAGCGUUAGUUCAUGGCGGGGUCUUUCUCCUUCGUCCGUCGCGUGUACCUCACUCUCUACAAUUGGAUCGUCUUUGCAGGAUGGGCUCAAGUUUUGUACUUUGCUGUAAAGACGUUGAAGGAAAGUGGACAUGAAAAUGUCUAUGAGGCCGUCGAGAAGCCUCUCCAGCUUGCUCAGACCGCCGCCGUUCUCGAGAUUCUACAUGGACUAGUUGGUUUGGUUAGAUCUCCUGUUUCAGCAACUCUGCCGCAGAUAGGUUCAAGGCUGUUUCUCACUUGGGGAAUCCUAUACAGCUUUCCAGAGGUCCAGUCACAUUUUCUUGUUGCGUCGCUGGUCAUAAGCUGGUCUAUCACGGAGAUUAUUCGCUACUCCUUCUUUGGUCUUAAGGAAGCUCUAGGCUUUGCACCUUCAUGGCACUUGUGGCUCAGAUACAGCAGCUUUUUAGUGUUGUACCCGACCGGUAUCACCAGUGAAGUAGGUCUUAUCUACCUUGCCUUACCACACAUCAAGACGUCUGAGAUGUACAGCGUUAGGAUGCCAAACACAUUGAACUUCUCGUUCGACUUCUUCUACGCAACGUUACUCGUCCUUGCAAUAUAUGUCCCAGGUAGUCCACACAUGUACAGGUACAUGCUUGGUCAGCGGAGGAGAGCUCUCUCCAAAUCCAAGAGGGAAUAAAAAAGCUAUUAGAGUGGAGAGACCAAAGCCUUGCUCAUCAACUGCUUCUCUUGUCUAGUUUAUUUCAUGUUCUUCUCUUUGUUAGACUCUUUAAGUCUUUCGUUUUCUUUACUUCCUGAGCAAUCGUGUAAACUUUAAGCAGGUUACUAUAUUAAGAGUAAUGUAAUAUCUAGAUUAAGACAAAUGUUUAUCGUCUUCUUUCUUUUAA